AGCGCGACGACUCACUUAGUAAGACUGCCUCCCGAGGAGAGAAUCUCAGUACACGGGUUGUAGAAGACCCGACCAGAGGGUAGAUUUGCCGUCAUAAAAAUAACGCACCAAAACGACGAAGUUCAUCGCCUUGGUAGUACUAUAGAAACAUUCGCAGCAGGUGUUUUACAGUAUACCAAGAGUACGUAUAUUGUAACGCGCUUGGAAUCAUGGCGAUGUCGAUUCGGAAUUUGUUGUUUUUUAUUGCCUGCCUGGGAUUAUUCAGCAGUGCCAAGGGCAAACUGUGCUCAGAGCUGUCACUGAAGAGCGGUUUUGCAUGUGACAGGGAUGAUAUGGAAUAUCGCAGAUAUUUCUUAUGUGUUCCGGGGUUGGAAAUGCCAUACGUGUACAACUGCGCUAGCGGCACGUACUGUAACGAUGACGUCACAUUCCAGUGUGGAUUCACGAAACCAAAUAGACAAGAACCGGAAACAACAACUACUACUACUACUACAACUACGACCUCUGAGACGCCUAUCGACCCGUGUGCGUUGACGAUAUGUUCCAACGGAGGAACGCCGACAGCUUCUGGAUCGUCGUGUACUUGCCGCUGUCGCCCAGGGUAUACCGGCGGCAGGUGUAAUCUAGAUGUCAAUGAAUGUCUCAGUAACAACGGCGGCUGCCAGCAGAUGUGCAGAAACUUCUGGGGCGGCCACGAGUGUCGGUGUCAGGCCGGCUAUAGACUGGGGGCAGACGGGAAGUCUUGUCAUGAUAUAGAUGAGUGUCAGGACAUGAACAAGUGUGACGUCAACGCCGUAUGCCAAAACACACCCGGCAGCUACACGUGCAAAUGCAACGCAGGGUAUGUGGGAGACGGACACACCUGUACAGUGGCUGACAUGUGCGCGGGAGUCACGUGUCAGAAUGGCGGCACACCUUACGACAAUGGCUUCACCUGUCUGUGCCAGUGUUUAACAGGUUACUAUGGCGACCGCUGUGAACAAAAGCCCCCGGUUGGAUGUUCACCACCAAUAGACGGAGUAAACUCAGACCAUGAUUACACUGGUAGUGGACCAGUACCUGUAGGCGUUAUUAUCACCUAUACCUGCCGUGACGGACACUACAUACCUGGUGGAGCGUCAACUGACAUGAUAACGUGUCAGAAAGAUGGGACAUACGACAAAGCUGUAGCUGAUUGCCACCCUGGAUGUCCACUACCCCUGGACGGAAUAAAUGCUGUUAUCGAUUACAAUGGUCCUGCACCAGUACCUGAAGGCACGGUGGUCACCUAUAGCUGUGUUUUGGGAAACGUCAUGGAUGAUGGAACAGCAAUUAAGGCAAUAGAAUGUCUGUCCGCCGGAGUUUACGACAGUGGUCCGGCUAAUUGCCAAAAAGCUGGUUGUGCUGUUAACAAUGGCGGCUGUUCCCACACCUGUACGAAUGUUAACGGCGGUGUCAAAUGUUCCUGUUCGGCGGGCUAUGUUCUGGGCAGCGACGGAAAGACUUGUGAAGACGAUGACGAAUGUGCGGUCAGGAACGGCGACUGUAGUCACACGUGUAAGAACAACCUGGGUGGAUACAAAUGUGAAUGUCCGAGUGGAUAUGAACUCGAGGAUGACCAACUGACCUGCAGGGUCAUCACUCCAGACAACGGUGACUGUGCCGUUAACAAUGGCGGCUGUUCCCACACCUGUACGAAUGUUAACGGCGGUGUCAAAUGUUCCUGUUCGGCGGGCUAUGUUCUGGGUAGCGACGGGAAGACUUGCGAAGACGAUGACGAAUGCGCGCUCAGGAACGGCGACUGUAGUCACACGUGUAAGAACAACCUGGGCGGAUACAAAUGUGAAUGUCCGAGUGGAUAUGAACUCGAGGAUGACCAACUCACCUGCAGGGGCCCUGAUCCAUUGUGUUACGGAGGCCAGGUUUGGAAGACGUGUGGCAGCGACUGCACCGCCACCUGUGAGGAACGCGACACACCACCGAUGUGUACCUUGAACUGCGUGGCGCGGUGUGAGUGUCCGCCAGAGAAACCCUACUACCACAACUUCAGAUGUGUGGACGAGUCAGAAUGCCCCACUCAUGGCACUAAUGACACCACGGGACCGAUUCCUAAAUUGAAGUGUCCGGAAGAGCCAGACCCUAGAGUAUACCUCGGCACCAAACAACGCGUGUGUACGGCAGACAUGUACUGUGGUGUUAAUGAGAAGUGCUGUCGUUCCAAAAUCAGUGGAUGUGUGUGCUUCCCGGGUACAUAUGACGAUGUUGAAGGAGGUAUGGAGAGUAGGACGGAGCAAGUACCAGAGUGUCCGGCGGUUCCGGCUCCUACUGACUUGAAGAUGGUCCGUGUGUGCACGGAGGACGCCCAUUGUGACCAACGCCAUCGCUGCUGCCCUGUCACUGCUAAAGGGUCAUGUUUUACCGGGAAAAUAUGCGUGGACAUGAGAAACCCCUUUGGAACAAAGCGUUAGAAAAGCAGAACAGUUAUUUACUUUAAUGUAACUUGACUUGAGUCAGUUGGAAAAGAAUUUUGCAGUCAAACGAUGCCUAAGUUACCGCCAAUGAGCCAAGACAUCAAACAAGAACAUCCCUUCUCUGGUUUGGUGUCGCUUUUAAACGGGUAUUUGAGAGUUACGUUGACACACACACAAACACACACACACACACGAAAAUUUGAACGCAAGAAAUUUGAAGCAAUCGCUUGACGAAAAAUAUUCCGAGUUAAAGUAUGUUG
Lingula anatina is the source of this 2710-nucleotide messenger RNA. RefSeq lists its product as uncharacterized. Gene Ontology annotation, molecular function: calcium ion binding; chitin binding. Gene Ontology annotation, cellular component: extracellular region. The record is from RefSeq and is a predicted model, not a curated record. Lineage: Eukaryota; Metazoa; Brachiopoda; Lingulata; Lingulida; Lingulidae.